Mytilus californianus (California mussel) is the source of this 1114-nucleotide messenger RNA. Its product is annotated as cyclin-dependent kinase 2-like. Gene Ontology annotation, molecular function: cyclin binding; ATP binding; cyclin-dependent protein serine/threonine kinase activity. NCBI's taxonomy places the organism in Eukaryota, Metazoa, Mollusca, Bivalvia, Mytilida, Mytilidae. The transcript is spliced from 8 exons. Gene Ontology annotation, biological process: regulation of gene expression; G1/S transition of mitotic cell cycle; regulation of G2/M transition of mitotic cell cycle. Gene Ontology annotation, cellular component: cyclin-dependent protein kinase holoenzyme complex; nucleus; cytoplasm. The record is from RefSeq and is a predicted model, not a curated record. Bases 63 to 962 code for a protein of 299 amino acids.
GUAAACAAAAACAGUACCAAACGUUUCCGGUUUCGCAAUCAACAACCUGCCAGCAGACAGCAAUGGAAAAUUUUCAGAAAAUAGAAAAGAUUGGCGAAGGCACUUACGGAGUUGUGUACAAAGCAAGAGAUAAAACAACAGGUCGACUUGUAGCACUGAAGAAAAUCAGACUUGAUGCAGAAUCUGAAGGAGUACCUUCUACAGCUAUCAGGGAAAUAUCUUUACUUAAAGAACUUGACCAUCCAACAGUUGUCAGAUUGCUUGAUGUUGUACAUAGUGAGAAAAAGCUUUAUCUAGUUUUUGAAUAUUUAAAUCAAGAUUUGAAGAAGUACAUGGACAGUUGUCCCCCUUCAGGGAUGCCUUCAUCAUUAAUAAAGAGUUACCUGUACCAGCUGCUACAAGGAGUUGCCUUUUGUCAUGCACAUCGAGUCCUACACAGAGAUUUAAAACCACAAAAUUUGCUAAUAGAUGUGGAUGGUAACAUCAAACUAGCAGAUUUUGGUUUGGCAAGGGCAUUUGGUGUUCCAGUUAGGACAUAUACACAUGAGGUUGUAACAUUAUGGUAUAGGGCACCAGAGAUAUUAUUAGGAAGCAGGUUUUAUUCAACACCAGUAGAUGUUUGGAGUUUAGGCUGUAUAUUUGCUGAAAUGAUGACAAGAAGAGCAUUAUUUCCAGGAGAUUCAGAAAUUGACCAGCUCUUCAGAAUAUUCAGAACUUUAGGGACACCUGAUGAAACAGUAUGGCCAGGUGUAUCACAGUUACCAGAUUUUAAAUCCACUUUCCCUAAAUGGCCUCAACAGGCAAUUUCCUGUACUGUCCCUCAUAUUUCAGGAGAUGUUUUAGACAUGUUGGAACAAAUGUUAAAGUAUGAACCAAGCCAAAGAAUAUCAGCUAAAGCAGCUCUGAGUCAUCCAUACUUCAAUAAUGUCUGUAAACAAAGACCACCCCAAAUCCUGAAAUGAAAACAAUGGAUGAUGUAAAUGGAUCUUAUAAAUCAAAUUUCUACUUUGAAAGUAGAAGAGAAAACUAUUUUCUGAAGAAAGAAUGACCAAUCAGAAGUGAUUUAAAAAUGAUACCUUUUAAAAUGAUUUUUAAUAUUUAUACAUUUUUGUCU